Leishmania major strain Friedlin is the source of this 1419-nucleotide messenger RNA. RefSeq names its product putative spliceosome-associated protein. Gene Ontology annotation, biological process: mRNA splicing, via spliceosome. The coding region runs from base 1 to 1419 and encodes 472 amino acids. The transcript has a single exon. The record is from RefSeq and is a predicted model, not a curated record. NCBI's taxonomy places the organism in Eukaryota, Euglenozoa, Kinetoplastea, Trypanosomatida, Trypanosomatidae. Gene Ontology annotation, cellular component: catalytic step 2 spliceosome; U2-type spliceosomal complex; U2 snRNP.
AUGGCUAAGUCGAAGAAAGAGAAAAAGGCGGCUCGCCGUGAGCGCGAGGCGCAGCUGAAGAAGAUCAGUCAGAAAAUACAGGAGAAGAUUCUGCUGGCGGAGGUGGCGACCGCGGAGGGCGAGGUCGAGGAGAUUGUAUACACGCUGCCCCCCACCCCGGCAGAGCUGAGGGCGGCGGAGGAAGAGCAGGAGCGCCAGAAAGCCGCGAUUGCGGCCGAGGCCGAGGAGAGAGCUGCCGCCGCUGCUGCUGAGGUGGUGCAGGCGGCAGCGGCUGCCAGCGCGGAGAAGGAUGAAGAGGAUCGAGUUGUGCUUCCGUCCUUGGAUGGAGGCGAGGGCAACGCGAAGGGCCGCCGACACUCUUCCGUCCUCAGCGGUCGCAAGCAUCACAGGAUGACAUGGGAGGAGUUGAAGCUGCGGGCGGCAGAGAUGUACGGCCUUGAGGCCACGGAGCUGGUUGACCAGCACGACGGCAACGCUGUUGACCCUCUCUUCACCGUCCGCAUGAAGAUGGAGCCGCACACGGUGCCGGUGCCGCACCACUGGCAUCUGCAGCGCACCUUUCUUUCUCGUCAGGCGGACCGUGAGGAGGCGGUAGGCAUUGUGCCGGCAGAGGUCGCCGCCCUCGGUAUCGAGAAGAUUCGUGCCACCAAGGAUAAGAUGGCGAAUCCGAACCAGGUCGCCUUCAUCUCUUGCUUCAUGACGGGCACGCCUCUGCAGUGCAAGACGUACAACGUCGAGCUGAGCAGGUGCGGGGAUGUGUUCUACGAGGGCAAGUGGCGGCCCAAGGCUCACCACACACCGGGCGUCCUGUCGAAGAGGCUGCGGCAGGCACUCGGGAUCGGCCCGACAGCACCACCGCCGUGGUUGUACAGCAUGCAAACAAUGCGCCGCCUUCCUCCCGCGUACCCAGACCUGCGCAUACCCGGGCUGAACGCGCCCAUCCCUGCUGGUGGGCAGUGGGGCUUGGGACAGGACCAGUGGGGCGAGCCUCCGCGCGCGGAGGACAACUCCUUUCUCUUUCCGGGCGUCAUGGACGAGGCCGCUGCCGCCGGCUCCACCCAGGCCGAGCUGCGCUGGGGUACUGUUCCCCCCCUCGUCACAUCACACGAGGAGGCGCCAAGUGUCGCCGGUGCAUCCUCGUCCGGCGCUGCAUCUCCCGCUCCCGCCACAGCGGCACAGGCCUUGCAGCGCCCCACUCCGGCUGCUGGCCGGCCUGUCAUCACCCCCGUGCCCUUCCAGCCACAAGCCUAUGUCCUGCAGCAAGCCGUCCCGGCCGCGCGUGUCACGCCGCAGGAGUACGUGCAGGUGCAGGACAACACGACCAACUCCACCGUUGCUGUGGGCUACAUGAUGAUGCCAAAGGACGGAGUGCAGUCGCAGCCACCACUGUCGCGGUACCCACGCCCGCAGGGUUCUUGA